GAUAUCAUGAUGUCCAAAUCUCUCCCUAGGAAGAACUUAAAAAUCUAGCACAAUUAUCGGCCUGUAAUGCCCCCCAAUUUUGAAACGCUCACUAAAUUUAAAAAUAUCAGGCAACAUAAAAGCAAGCAUUAACUAUAUGAAACAGAAGCCACAUGCGCAUAAUAAUAAUAGUAGUAAAACAAAACAAAACAAAAGUAAAAGCAAAAGCAAAAACAGAAAAAGGCACCUAUGUUGGGGCUUGAAGAUUGGUCUGCAACAAUCCAAUUUUGAUCUUCAAGCCUUCAACUCAGCUAACCAGGUCAAAAACUCAGUACGAUUCAGCCGAGUCACCAACCCAGUCCAAGUCCAGCCACCCAAAUCCAACCACAAGUCUUCCAUAACGUAGUUAAACCCCACCUCUCCUCACCAGAGUCACCACCAUCCAAAACCCAACAUGGAGCAAAACCUUCAAAAGCUGCUCCAUUUUUGGGGCAAAACCCCAGAACAUGAAGAAGACUACUACAAUCUCCAAGGCAUUCGCGCAUCCAAAUCUUUCUACACCUCACCCAGAGGCCUAUCCCUCUUCGCCAGAUCAUGGGUCCCUCUCUCCACCCCUCCACGUGGCAUCAUCUGCAUGGUCCACGGCUACGGCAACGACAUCAGCUGGUCAUUUCAGUCCACCCCUGUCUUCCUCGCCCAAAAUGGUUUCGCCUGCUUCGCCCUCGACCUCGAAGGCCAUGGCCGAUCACAGGGCCUCAAGGCCUUCGUCCCACAUGUCAACCUUGUCGUCGAUGAUUGCACUUCCUUCUUCGCCUCCGUACAGAAAGACCCCCAAUAUCAGGGGCUGCCGUCGUUCCUCUACGGCGAGUCCAUGGGCGGCGCCAUAUGCCUGUUGAUCCAUUUUGCGAACCCUAGCGCCUUCCGCGGCGCAAUUCUCGUCGCCCCCAUGUGUAAAAUUUCCGAUAACGUGAGACCCAGAUGGCCGAUUCCUCAGAUUCUCAUGUUCCUCGCGAGAUUUUUCCCCACUCUGCCCGUAGUUCCCACCACGGAUCUCUUGGACAAGUCCGUGAAGGUUGCGGAGAAGAAGAUCGUCGCCGGGAUGAACCCGAUGAGGUAUCGGGGGAGGCCUAGACUGGGAACUGUGGCGGAGCUUUUGAGGGUUACCGAUUAUUUGAGCUCUCGACUGUGGGACGUGGAGAUUCCGUUCAUCGUGCUCCAUGGGAGUGCAGACACUGUGACGGAUCCAGAAGUGAGCAGGGCUUUGUAUGAGGAGGCGAGGAGCAGAGACAAGAGCAUGAAGAUUUAUGAUGGGAUGAUGCAUUCUCUGCUGUUUGGGGAGACGGAUGAGAAUGUUGAGAUUGUUCGCCGUGAUAUUCUCACGUGGUUGGAGAAUCGAUGCUGAGGAGAGAAUUUAAUCGUGUUCUUGAAUCUUAAAAUUGAAGUUUGCAAUAUGUUUUACAGACUGUAGCAUUGAUUUCCAUUGAUUUUACAGCUUUUUUCGGGUUUCAAAAUGCAGGAGAUGUGUGUCAAUGUAGAUGAAACCCAGAAUUUUUUCACUCAAAAGGAUUGAUUUGCUACUGCAUCAUAAGAUUUUAUGUUCAUUGCAA
This is a messenger RNA of Malania oleifera, 1586 nucleotides long. RefSeq names its product caffeoylshikimate esterase. Gene Ontology annotation, molecular function: lipase activity. The coding region runs from base 434 to 1381 and encodes 315 amino acids. The transcript has a single exon. Lineage: Eukaryota; Viridiplantae; Streptophyta; Magnoliopsida; Santalales; Ximeniaceae. The record is from RefSeq and is a predicted model, not a curated record. Gene Ontology annotation, cellular component: membrane.